Symbiodinium necroappetens is the source of this 420-nucleotide messenger RNA. NCBI's taxonomy places the organism in Eukaryota, Dinophyceae, Suessiales, Symbiodiniaceae. The record is from the annotation of a GenBank genome assembly.
AUGGACCUCUUCAAGAAGAUCACCUUGGAGGAGGUCCAAGGAGAGCCAAAGCACAGCAACUUCAGCAAUGGCCGAGAGGAGAACUUUAGCUCCGCCAAGUUUGGCAAUGGUAGCUCUGGUGGCUAUGGCUUUGGCCAUGGCGGGCACAGUAACGGACGAGGCACGGCCAACAACAGUGGACCUGGCUUCUUCAAGCAACACGAUUUCUCUUUGGGCGGCCAUCGCGACAAAGGUCCACCGAACCGAGGUCGUGGCGGAAAGGGAAGUGCCCGACCAACAGCAGGCAAAGGGCGGAACGGCAAAGGCAUGAAAGGCAUGGGCAAGGGCUUUGGAGGCAUGAUGGACGGCAUGGGUGGCGUCCCUGGCCUCGACGGUGUCAUGUCCGUCGACAUCAACGGCCGAGAGUAUUUGAUGACGCAG